Messenger RNA from Strongylus vulgaris, 585 nucleotides. The record is from the annotation of a GenBank genome assembly. Lineage: Eukaryota; Metazoa; Nematoda; Chromadorea; Rhabditida; Strongylidae.
AUGAAACUAAUUCUUCUGCUAUGUCUGUCAAUCGGCGUUCAGCAGAUUUCCUCACAGUAUCUCUACUACUACUAUCCAUCAUCUUAUACACCACUUUACUACUAUUACCCUACUACUACUUUGACCCAACCAAUGAACGAUCCACGUAUGGUUGGAGGAGUGAAUGGACAACAGCCACAACAGCAACAAUAUCAACAACAGUAUGGCGAUGGGUAUGUGAUUGGCGCAGCUAAUGUACAACAACCACAACAGCAAUAUUAUGCACAACAACCAUAUCAACAACAGGCGCAGCCACAAAUUACUGAUAACCAAAAACAACAACAGCAGCAGCAGCUGUACUACAAUCCUGGGGCAUCGCAAAUGCCAAUACAACAAGCAGAGGGAUAUCAGUACACACAGUAUAAUCAACCUACUGCUCAACAACAGUAUGACUACUCCUCUCAGUAUAUUCAACAGCAACCACUCCUACAAAAUGGUGCCCAACAGCAAUAUUACCCGCAGAACAGCCAAACCAUCAGUUCUACUCCAUCGUCUAACACCUUAAACUACAAUACUCCACUGAAGAAGUUGAGGAAAAGAAAAUAA